AUGACGAACCAUGCGAAUGCCAAACCCGACCGAAACUUGGACCCCGGAGAAGCACGAAACAUCGCCGUGGUCAAGCCGAGCCCGCCAAGCAAUAUCCGCACUCGAUCUUCGCCAGACACUUACUUCGUCCCUUGUCUUUUGGCGGGACUCUUCAACGUCUUGGCUGUCGUCCUAGGCACACUGUAUCUGGAGGAGACUUUACCAAGUAAAGUCCUCAAGCCACAGAAACGAUCUGCUGAGAUAUCCCAUCAGGAUAGUCUGGAGGACCAGGAAAGACCAGAUCCGGCUGAACGAGCCCGAACUCUAAAAGAAUUAUUGACACGCGACUUGGUGACUCUGUUGAUCAGUUUUGGGUUCAUGGCCCUGGAGAAUUCGGCUUGGAUGGCCAUCAUCCCAUUAUUCUCAUACAGCCCUAGGCAGUUCUCAUAUGUUGCUUGCGUGGAAGAUGGUGGGCUCGGAUUGACUCUCGAUCAAAUUGAUAAAAACAAUAAGAAAUUGAAGAAAGAAAUACCUGAUGAAUGA
Messenger RNA from Puccinia graminis f. sp. tritici CRL 75-36-700-3, 522 nucleotides. RefSeq lists its product as uncharacterized. The coding region runs from base 1 to 522 and encodes 173 amino acids. The record is from RefSeq and is a predicted model, not a curated record. The transcript is spliced from 6 exons. NCBI's taxonomy places the organism in Eukaryota, Fungi, Basidiomycota, Pucciniomycetes, Pucciniales, Pucciniaceae.